Gymnodraco acuticeps is the source of this 941-nucleotide messenger RNA. RefSeq names its product obscurin-like. Gene Ontology annotation, biological process: protein phosphorylation. The transcript has 6 exons. Lineage: Eukaryota; Metazoa; Chordata; Actinopteri; Perciformes; Bathydraconidae. The record is from RefSeq and is a predicted model, not a curated record. The annotation marks the transcript as partial. Gene Ontology annotation, molecular function: ATP binding; protein binding; protein kinase activity.
UCUUCCGCAGGCAGUCGUGGACCGGACACUCGUACUCUCCGCUGGACAACCAGGCGUUAGGACCCACGCUGGGGGAGAUCAUGAAGCCCGACACCCCCACCAUGUCUCUGAGGAAGAAGAUGAGAGCGUCAGCCUCCAGUCUGACCAAACUGUUCACCAGGUCUAAGGAGGAUGUGAGCAAAGGAGGGCCAAUAGUGAAAGGCUCAGCUCCGACCCCUCCUGAGAGGAAGCGCAGCUCUGGGCUGGAGAGUCCAAAAAAGAGAGCCUCCAAACUCCUGCCUUCUUUUAAAAUACCUGCUUUUAAAAAGAACAAAGAUCUGCUGGUUCGUCCAAACAAAGCUGAAGUGUUCCAGUUAGACGGAGGUGGCGUCCUGCUGGGCUGGAAGCCAGUUCAGACCAGUGACCCCGUCACCUACUGUGUGCAGUACUGCACAGAGGGGCGGGAGUGGACGGUGCUGUCGGAGGAGGUGACGGAGAGCUGCCUGGUGGUGAAGGAUUUACCGAGAGGAGCCUCCUAUGUGUUCAGAGUCGGCUGUAUCACAAAGACCGGAGCCGGACCCUUCAGUGACGCCUCAGCUCCCGUCGUCAUGCCAACGCACCCUGAAGAGAUUCACAUUCCUCUCAUCCAGACGGAGACUCUGGGGUCAAAGGUCACCGGGUCAGAACGACAGACGACACACAAGAACUACAACUUCCUGUCUGAGAUCAACAGGGGGCGUUUCAGCGUCCUCUCCCUCUGCAGAGACGUGGAGACCAGCCAGGUGUUCGUGGCUAAGGUCACUCCGUACCAGGCGGAGCAGCGUCUGCUGGUGCUGAGGGAGUACCAGCUGCUGAGGAGGCUGCACCACCCCCACCUGCUGCAGCUGCACAGCGCCUUCCUCACCCCCCAGACCCUGGUGCUGGUGCAGGAGCUCUGCCCCGGCAAGGAGCUGCUCUACAGC